Molecule: messenger RNA, 1518 nt
Organism: Paramecium pentaurelia
Lineage: Eukaryota; Ciliophora; Oligohymenophorea; Peniculida; Parameciidae
Source: the annotation of a GenBank genome assembly
AUGCAAAAAAAGCCAAGAAAGAAUUUACUUAUUCAAAGAUUAAAUUAUAUUAGAGAUAAGCAAAACGAUAUUUAUUAGAAGAUAUUAAAUGAUGAAAUGAAAGUAGAUAUUUAAGAAACUUUGAAAAUGAGUAUUAAAGAUGAGAAUAAUCAACUCAAACCAUUCAGAAGAGAUUAGUUAUAAAUUAUGAAAAAAUCUUAAAAUAAACCAGAAUUAGUAAUUGAAUAAAUUAAUACUGUAUUUUAAAUUAAAAUUCUUAGCAUCUUAAAUAAUUGUAUACUAGGGAAUGUUAUUGUUUAGAAAUCAAAAAAAGAGUCAAAAAAUUAAUAAAAACAGGAGAUUUUUGUGAUCUAAAUAUUAAUUGGUAUAAUAUGUAUUAUAUUAAGGGUUUUAUUAGAACUAUCCGGAGCUAGAGUAAUUAAAUUGUAAAAUAGGGGAGUAUUUUUAAAAUUGCUUGAAUAAAAAGAUAAAUAUCCUCCUGAAUUAUUUGAACCUAUUUAUUUAGUAAAUACUCUUAUUAAUGAUUAUAGGAUUCUGUUAGAACUUUAAAUCAUCUUGAUUCAAUAAAGAAAAAAUAAAUAGAAAAAUAAAUUGAAACAGUCUUAAUUGCUUAUUCAAUUAGAAACCCUGAAAUUGGAUAUUGUUAAGGAUAAAACUUUAUUGUCAAUUAUUUAAUUAAUACUCUUAAAUUUGAUUUAGAAGAUGCUUUUUGGACAUUUACUUAGAUAUUAGAAACUAUAAUGCCUAUUGAUUAUUAUACUAAUAUUUUGAGUGCAUUAACUGAUUAAUAGAUAUUGGAUUAUUACAUUUAAGAAUAUAUUCCAGAAUUAAAAACACAUUUUCAUAAAAUAAACCUUUAAUCUGAUUUUUUUACAGUUUAAUGGUACUUAUGUAUAUUUACAAAUCAAGUCAAACCAUAAGUAUAAUGUUAUACCAACUUAGUUAACCAAUUUCAUUAUGUUAAUGUUAUUUAUAGAUGGAAUUAAAUCUUUGACUAUUAGUGCACUAAUAUUAUUGAUUUUAUUGAAAAAUGAACUAUUAAAAUUUGAUUAAUUUAGUAAAUUAUAUAGAUUUAUAUUUUAUUAGCUGAUGCAAUUAAUUAUAUAUAGUAAUAUAUAGAUAUAUAUUGUGAUGUUGAAAUAUUUAAAUAUCACUAUUUCCAAAUCAAAAUUAAAAAAGAAGCCUUUAAUUUUGCUAGAGAAGAAAUUAGAGCUUAAUUAAUUUGUAAUCUUUUAAGUUAUUUAUUAAGAAAAGCAUUAAAAUGCUAUUACAGAAAAAUAAUAAAUAGAAAUUGAAAAAAUACCUCCUUGUCCAAAAGAUUAAUAAGUUUGCAAUUAAGUGUUGUUGUCUAAUUAAUUUUUGAGAAAAUCCUCUUCUUUUUAUGUUUAUAAACACAAAGAUCCUCCUGUGAUGAUAAGAAAUUAUUGGGAUGGCAACAUCUUUCCAGAAAUUUAGAAAUCUCAUGAACUUGUUAUUUUAAGAUAAGAACAUAUAUGUAUAAGAAAAAGUUCAUUAUGA